AAUCCGGGCUCCCGAGCUCGGCGUCGUUGUUUCUCCCACCGCCGGGAGCCGGGUCCUGCCGCGCACGCAGCCCAGUUGCCUCGAGCGAGCAGCCGAGCCCGGCCGCGCAGACAUGGGGAAAUCCUUUUCUCACCUGCCUUUACAUACGUGUAAGGAAGAUGGCUAUGAUGGAGGUACAGCAUCUGAAAACAUGAGGAAUGGAUUAGUUCACUCUGAAUCCCAUAGUGAAGAUGGAAGAAGUGGGGAUGUGUCACAGUUCCCAUAUGUGGAAUUUACUGGAAGAGACAGUGUCACUUGUCCCACUUGCCAGGGAACAGGGAGAAUUCCACGUGGGCAGGAAAACCAGCUUGUGGCACUGAUUCCAUACAGUGAUCAGAGGCUGAGGCCAAGAAGAACAAAGCUUUAUGUGACUGCUUCUGUAAUAGUAUGCUUACUCCUUUCUGGUCUGGCUGUAUUCUUCUUAUUUCCUCGUUCCAUCGAUGUCGAAUACAUUGGAGUGAAGUCAGUAUAUGUCAGUUAUGAAACAAGUAGGCGCAUAAUAUAUCUAAAUAUUACGAACACCCUAAAUAUAACAAACAACAAUUAUUAUUCUGUUGAAGUGGCAAACAUUACAGCCCAAGUUCAGUUUUCAAAAACGGUUAUUGGGAAGGCACGGCUAAACAAUAUCACCAACAUUGGUCCACUGGAUAUGAAGCAGAUUGAUUAUAUGGUGCCCACAGUCAUACAAGAUGAAAUGAGCUACAUGUUUGAUUACUGUACCUUGCCAUCUAUUAAAGUGCAUAACAUAGUAGUCAUGAUGCAAGUGACAGUGACGACCUCUUACUUUGGCCACUCUGAACAAAUAUCCCAGGAGAGAUACCAGUAUGUAGACUGUGGUGGAAACACGACUUAUCAAAUGGGCCAGUCAGAAUAUCUAAACGUACUUCAACCUCCACAAUAAAAGUGGCAGAGUGGAUGAUGCAGAAAAAAAAAGAUGGCUGUUGCUGCUGCCAGACUUCAUCUUAGUAGAACUGUUGAUCAGAUUUGCUACUAUUUAAAAGGGUGUGUGUGUGUAAAGUUUAGCAACCCUGAAGAUCUGUUUGCUUAUAAUACGAUCUGCGGGAGGAGGAAAAGUGCAAAAUGUAUAUAGCCACAAUUGUUGAACAGUGUAUUUCCCCUUCUGUUUACUUUUAUGAUAUGUAGACAUUUCUAUCAAAUUGUUUCACUAGGAAAAAAUGCAUCUUAAAUUUUCAGACAGAGAACUUGGAUGAUUGCCUACAACACAAUGUGGCUACAAGAAUUUUAAAGUAAAUAUGCAUAUAUUUAUUUAUCUGUAUAGAUGAAACAAUGUCACUAAGGAACAUUUGUGAGAGGAAUAAAUAUAUAAGUUAAAUACUAAGAACUGAAACUAUAACAUAUAGUAGUACAGAUCAAGGCUUCUAUUUAAGUCACCAGUUUCCUUUAGAGCGUCUGGAUAUGUCUAUAUAUGUAGUAACUUACAGUCCUUGAGGAUGCAUUAGUAAACUUACGGCAAAACAGCUUUCUUUGUAUUGGAAUUCUGUUUUAGGUAUGCUUCCAUUACAGGUUAACUGCUUGAUUUUUUUUUUUUUUUCUUUUUCUUUUUCCCCCCCACUCCUUAAGCACAAACAAAACUCUUAUUGACUUGAAUGAAGGUUUUUGUUUUCCUUGAAUGUGGAAUUUUGGAUCUGGUGUUAAGUUGGCUACUAUUCUUUUGUUUUUGUUUCUACCUCCUCCCUGCCCCUACCCCAGGAUGGGAAGUUAAAGAAAAUGUUCAUUAUUCAUAUUUUUAAAAACGAAUAAUGCAUAUGACAAAAAUUCAUGACUGCUUUGCAAAAUUCAUCGUUGAGUUAAAGAAAAAUGUUGAAGUCUCUAUUGGAUAAUGAAAAAUAUAAAAUGCAUAAAGUUAUUUCAUUUUUUGUAGUAGUAGCUUGGAGUACAAGUGUAUCACUUUCAAGUUUACACAGAAUCACUUAAACAGUGUACAUAGUAAGUCUAGAUAUGGCUUUUGGGCAACUAAGUGUAAACUGAAAAUAUAACUAAUCAUAAUCGCUUUGAAAUAUAAAGAAUGUGUACCUAACACUGACAAGUAGUUUAACAUCUGUAUGGACUGAAUAAGCAGUAGUUGCCCAAAUCCUCUUGAGACCUCACACUUCACAUUAUGAGAUUGGAGAGUGACUUUUUUUUUUUUUAAAGUGCAAGUGCCUAUGCAAACACUAAACUACAAGAACUCAAAUAUGGUUACUUUCUGAUAACAAAAUAAUCCUGAGUAAAUGUCUUCAGUGUCAUUGAAUGCCAGGUAUAAUUGGCCGCGGAACUGUGUGCUUGUGCGUUUCACCUUGUGAGGAGCAUAAUUUAAUUUAGAUUUAAUCUUAAAAUUUCUUUGAUUUUUGGAGACUACCUUUAAUGUGUUUAAAACACUUUUGUUCUUUUACUUGAAUCCAAAUAACGUCUUCAGUUUUAGUUAAAAGAAUCCUGAUUUAGUUAGUUCUAAAUUGGAUAAUUACAGGUUAAUGUAUACUUGCUAUUGAGCAGUUAGAUUGUUAAAUUGAAAUGAACAAUAUUUUUAAAAAAACAGGUACUGCAGCUUUAAUGCUUCCAUAUCUUUCUAACAUAGGAUAUUAGACAUAAGAAUCCAGUUCAUUGGCAGUAGUGUUAUAUUCUAAAGGUAACUUUUCAGUUAAGAAAUAGUCUGAAAGCUUGAAAAUGUAAUUUUGUUGUUUUUGUUUUCCCCUUCACGUUUUUUGUUGUAUGGAGCUAAACUUCACAAUUAAAAAAAAAAAAAAAAGAAAGUUACUCUGCUAUAAGUGAUGGUCCUGUUAAGGGUUCUGCAUGGGUGUAAAGGUGUGCCUCCCUAUAUCCCUUUGCAUUAUUGGACUUUAAAUCAUCACAUUUCUGUAAAUAGUGUUGGUCAGUUCACACUGAUUGAACCAGAAGACACAAUGCUGGCAUUACAAAACCAAGUUACUUCUUGCCUUCUUAAAAAUAUUUUUGGUAGUUGGUUAUAAACUUGAAAAAUGGUGAAUAAACAGAAUAACAAAAGUUAUACUGCACUUAAUAUAACCUAGUGCUGUUAUAUACAUAAACAUGUAGUUGCAAAUGCCCAAUCUUUGACUAUGGCUGGCAAUAACAAAGCAUGCCUGGGGUGGGGGUUGGUGAUUGGUGAUAGAAGGUUGGCUGUGUGGGGAGCUUGUACCACUAUUUGUGUGGAACAGCUAACUGCCGACAGUUUAAAAGGGCUGAUUUCUCAGCCAAUGACUAGGAUAUAGAGAGGCUCUGGCCAGACCCAUGUGUCAGCAGCAGAGAGUACUGUGUGGUAAGAGUUGCUACCUUUAGAGCACUUUUCCACUGCAGGAUCUUCCUAAAUCAUGGUGUAUUUCUUUCUGGAUCUGGCCAUGCCAGAUUUAAGGCCAGAACCUGCCAAUGGUACAGUGCAAAACAUUCCGUGAACAAAACUGUGGGUUCAGAAAUAGACUGAAACUCUUAUGUAAUUUUACUUCUAUAUAAUCUUCUAAGUAUUGGCUAUUUUGAGACAAUGAUCCAUUAAUAAAAUGUGUCUUGCCGUGAACAGUGCUGUCAGUAGUAAUACAUCUGUGUAAAAGUUAGUUACUUUCCUUAGGCUAGUCCAGCUAAGGAACUUUUGGUUCAAGAUGACAAGAAUGUCGAGUUCUUAAUAUUUAACUGCUAAGGGUAUGAUUCUGAAAAGGGAUCUACCUGAGUGUAUGAUAGGG
Molecule: messenger RNA, 3728 nt
Organism: Emys orbicularis (European pond turtle)
Lineage: Eukaryota; Metazoa; Chordata; Testudines; Emydidae
Gene: TMEM106B
Product: transmembrane protein 106B
Exons: 8
Coding region: 113-940 (275 amino acids)
Biological process (GO): lysosome localization; lysosomal transport; dendrite morphogenesis
Cellular component (GO): lysosomal membrane
Source: RefSeq, a predicted model, not a curated record